Molecule: messenger RNA, 1224 nt
Organism: Mucor mucedo
Lineage: Eukaryota; Fungi; Mucoromycota; Mucoromycetes; Mucorales; Mucoraceae
Exons: 2
Coding region: 1-1224 (407 amino acids)
Biological process (GO): regulation of transcription by RNA polymerase II; negative regulation of DNA-templated transcription
Cellular component (GO): nucleus
Molecular function (GO): RNA polymerase II cis-regulatory region sequence-specific DNA binding; DNA-binding transcription factor activity, RNA polymerase II-specific
Source: RefSeq, a predicted model, not a curated record
AUGAGUUUCGACGAACACGAAAUACCAUUAAUAACAGAGGAGGAAAUAGCUUGUUUAUUGGAACAGGACGAUCUCAGCCCUGAGCUACAAGCGUUAAUUCAACAAUACCAACAAGCGGUUGCCGUUCAAGAAUCAGAGCCAACAGAAGACAACUCCAUUGGCACGAAAUGUGCCAUUGUGUCUAGCUUUCAGAAUUACCAACUCGUCCUAUUACCCGCCAUUAUCCUCGACUAUCCCUCUGCAGAUCAAGCAAACGUUGUCAUACUUACACCCGUUACCAAUGAUACUGUACCGUGUUCCCAUUACUUUCGUAAUGAAAAGCAAUGUACUAGCUGCGCUUAUUCGCAUGGCCUUGUUGUACCAACCGACCGUAUUUUGCCUUUUGAAGCUCUGGAAACAGACACCAAAAUGGAUGAUUUACAAUACGGGAAGAAGGUUUGGUGUAAGAAAGAAAGUGAGGAUGUAUGGAAGUUAGGAAAUAUUAUUGAUCAAUUGCAUGGUCCCAAAUGGCGAGUUCGAUUGAAGGGGAGCAGAAAGAGAGAUAUUGUGAAUGUGGAUAUGGAGCACAUUAUGGCGUUUAAAAGCUUAGAUGAUCAUGACGAGAGUGAAGACGAGGAUGAGGAAUGGAGCGAGUCCGAUGUGGAAUCUGUGGAUGAAGUCACUACGGUAGUAACUGAUAAAAAGUGGGGAGAUUGGCUACCUUAUACUACUGGAUUUGCCGCUAAAAUGAUGAAAAAAAUGGGUUAUGUUGAAGGAAAGGGAUUAGGGAAACAAGGAGAGGGACGUGUUGAUCCGAUUGAUACAAGGCCAUAUUCAAAGCAGUGGCAAAGAGACGGUCUGGGUCGCAGGAAGAAAAGCCCCAAUAAGAAGAAAAAGCCCACCGAUAAAAAAAAGACGGUCCAAGACAAUACAGAUAUGUUUGCCAUGGUGAAUACGCUAUUAGACACAAAAGAAACCGGACCAUCUGUACCAAAAAAUACAGCCACUAGAAGGCAAACAAAUCAGACCAAAGCAGAACUUCAAUCUAGACUGGAUAAGGCAGAGAAGGAAUACAUUGAUGCGACAGAAGCCUAUCGUCGGAAUAAACAAUCUCCGAUGAAAGAUCAAUUUGGAACGAAAUUAAAAAAUGCUACCAGCAAAUUACAAGACUUAAAGAAAUUAAUGGAUGAACUUGAUGGUCAUGUCAGACGCGAAAAGGAGAAGAAGGAUAUGUAUACAUUUUAA